Molecule: messenger RNA, 330 nt
Organism: Dovyalis caffra
Lineage: Eukaryota; Viridiplantae; Streptophyta; Magnoliopsida; Malpighiales; Salicaceae
Source: the annotation of a GenBank genome assembly
AUGCCUUAUACCAUGCUGAGACAACAAACAAACUCUUACCAGUGUCCCAUGAAAUCACCCACGUUUUCUGGGCUAUGCAGACACACUCAAGAGUAUCCGAAUGUGGGUGGGGAGAUUGAGAGACAUGAAAAUCAUACCAUGAAGACGAGAUCAAAACAACCCGAGCGAAUACACCUAAUUUCCCACAACCCCGAAUACCAGCAUGACACUAAGCAUAUCUUACCAUGUAGUGUCCGAAACAUCACACCCUCCACCCACACCAAUACUGCAACCGUAACGUACCUCAAAUUAUCCAAUACCAUUUAUCCUAAAUUAGCUACAAAUCCAUAA